This is a messenger RNA of Vigna radiata var. radiata (mung bean), 4678 nucleotides long. Its product is annotated as pentatricopeptide repeat-containing protein At1g69290. The transcript is spliced from 5 exons. The record is from RefSeq and is a predicted model, not a curated record. Bases 1136 to 3103 code for a protein of 655 amino acids. Lineage: Eukaryota; Viridiplantae; Streptophyta; Magnoliopsida; Fabales; Fabaceae. Gene Ontology annotation, molecular function: protein binding.
ACUGGAGCUGCACAAUUUAUUUAAAAACCCUUAACUAUAUCUAUACUCUUUUAUACUUAAAAAAACAUAAACUAUUUAUCCUAAAUUCAAGUUAUACUAUUUAAUAGUUCAGUUUAAAUAUACCGAACUUAUUCUACUUUAAGUUCAGUUAAUUGUGGUUUAGGUUUCAUAUCAUUUGCGAUUGAAAUUUUCUCGUGGCUUUUCAAUCACUUUCGUCAAAGCUCGCUAUCCGCCCUUGAAGGCUUGCAGCCGUCGAAGGCUCGCUGCCAUCGAAGGUUCACUGCCGUCAAAGUUUCGCCGCUGUCGAAAGCUUUGCCGCAUUCUGCCGUCGUUAACUGUCGAAGGCUCUACGACCAUCGUCAUCGUCGAAGGUUAUGAGAAUACUUCUCCUUUAGCUGGAAAGAGAAAUAAAGGGAUAUCACUCUGCAACUCCUUGCGGCAACAUGGCAUUUAUGCUUACGCAAAAUUCUUGAUAGUUUUCCAGAAUCUCUCUCGGAUCGGUAGUUCAGACAGUGUUGAAUGUGACGGAUGACUCUCAGUUUGUCGUGUUGCAUUAAUUAGUGCUUGAAGUGUGUUCAAUCUGAUGUCAGUGAUGGGGAAUGCUGCUUUAUCUGGUCAACUUGUUCCACAGCUUGGUUAGCUCAAGAGUUUGUAGUAUUUGUCUGGGUUGCCCACAAACAAUCUAGUUGGGUUUCUGCAGUCUUCUGGAUAAUUCUAUUAAUAUAUUUUGGCAGCAUUACUACUUGCUUCUGCAUCGCAUGGCAGCUGUUUCAAUUUUUUUUGAUGCUUGGUUAAAAUUUGCAGCAUGUGCUGGAGCAUAGCAGACCUUAUGAACGUUCAACUACAAUCAAAGAAUUAACUGGGAAAACAGUGCAGAUGAGCCAGUAGAAGUUUGCCUUUAAUGCUAUAGAAAAAUCACUACUAAGAGAGAAGAAUUGAUGUGAUUUUGUAUUGGGGUUUUUAGUUCAGUUCAGUUACUCUGAACUAGUUUAGUUCAGUUAUUCUGAACUAUUUUUUAGUUCAGUUAACUAUAAAUUUCUACAGUGCAGUAAACUAUAGUGCAGUUUGCCCACUCCUAUGAAAACUAUGAUGGUCGAUGAAAAAUUGAGGAUGAUGAUUGGAUGAAUGAAGAAGAAUGGGAAAAAGAGUUGCAUCCUUUGUUCUUCCCUACAAAGCCUUGUUCUUCUCCUCCACCGCUGAAACCCCCAGCCUUUACUCCUUCCUCCAGCCCUCAGUCUUUGCCCUCACCAAAAACAAGCAGCAACCCAUUUCAGAAGGCUCCCCAAAGGCACCAACUUGCCUCUCACCUUCCCAACUCUCCACUCUCCAAACCACCCUCCACAAGUCCCUCCUAAGCAGCAACACUGACGAGGCAUGGAAGUCCUUCAAGGCACUCACCACCCACCAAGCCUUCCCUCCCAAACCCCUCACCAACUCCCUUCUCUCUCACCUCUCCUCCCUUGGUGACACCCUCAAUCUCAAGAGGGCAUUUGCCUCUGCUCUCUUUCUCAUGGAGAAGAACCCCUUGUUGCUCCAACAUGACACCCUCCACCACAUGCUCCUCUCCAUGAAGGGUGCCAACACUGCAGCCCCUGCAUUUGCCCUUGUCAGGUCCAUGCUCAGGUUCGGGUUCUUUGUUCCCUUUCAUGUUUGGGGCUCUGUGCUUGUUGAGAUCAGUAGGAACUGUGGUAACCUUGCUGCUUUCACGAGGCUCUUUGAGGAAAAUUGUAGGGUAGCUCUUGAGGAGAGAGUUGAGUUCAUGAAGCCUGAUGUUGGUGCUUGCAAUGCAGCACUGGAAGGUUGCUGCUGUGAGCUUGGGUCUGUAAGUGAUGCUGAGAGGAUUGUGGAGACAAUGUCAAGUUUAGGGGUUAGGCCUGAUGAGUUCAGUUUUGGGUUUCUGGGGUAUUUGUAUGCACUCAAGGGAUUGGAAGAGAAGAUUAGGGAGUUAGAAGUUUUGAUGGGUGGGUUUGGCUGUUUGAACAAGAAGGGUUUUUAUUGUAAUUUGAUUAAGGGUUACGUUAAGUCUGAGAAUUUGGCUUCUGUGGAGGCAACUAUUAUUAGAUUUCUGAAUGAUGGAUAUGGGAAGGAUUGGGGUUUUGGUGUUGAAACUUUCUGUGAAGUGAUUAAGGUUUAUUUUCAGAAGGGAAAUAUCAAGGGGUUGGCUAAUUUGAUUGUUAAAGCUCAGAAGAUAGAGGGUUCAAAUAUUGUGGUUGAUAGGUCUAUAGGGUAUGGAAUUGUUAAUGCGUGUGUUAGUAUUGGACUAUCUGAUAAAGCACAUAGUAUUCUUGAUGAGAUGAAUGUUCAGGGGGCCUCUGUGGGUCUUGGGGUCUAUAUACCUAUCUUGAAGGCUUACUGUAAAGAAAAUAGAACUGCUGAGGCUACUCAGUUGGUGAUGGAGAUUAGUAAUUCCGGUCUUCAGUUGGAUGUGGGAACCUAUGAUGCUUUGAUAGAAGCAUCCAUGUGCAGCCAAGAUUUUCAGUCAGCGCUUUCACUGUUUAGGGACAUGAGAGAGGCAAGGAUUCCUGACUUGAAAGGGAGUUACUUAACUAUAAUGACAGGUUUGAUGGAAAAACAUCGGCCUGAGUUGAUGGCAGCUUUUUUGGAUGAGGUGGUUGGGGAUCCUAGGAUUGAUCUAGGUACUCAUGAUUGGAAUUCUAUCAUCCAUGCUUUCUGUAAGGCUGGGAGACUUGACGAUGCGAGAAGAACUUUUAGAAGGAUGAUGUUCCUGCAGUUUGAGCCAAACGAUCAGACAUACUUGUCUAUGAUUAAUGGAUAUGUCUUAGCUGAGAAAUAUUUUCUGGUGCUGAUGUUGUGGAACGAGGUUAAGAGGAAGCUAUCCAUGGAUGGGCAGAAGGGGAUCAAGUUUGACCAUAAUUUGGUUGAUGCGUUCCUUUAUGCUAUGGUCAAGGGUGGUUUCUUUGAUGCUGUUAUGCAAGUUGUGGAGAAAGCUAAUGAGAUGAAAAUAUUUGUUGAUAAGUGGAGAUACAAGCAAGCAUUCAUGGAGACCCAUAAAAAGCUCAGGGUGGCAAAGUUAAGGAAAAGAAAUUUUAGAAAAAUGGAAGCACUUAUUGCUUUCAAGAACUGGGCUGGCUUAAAUGCCUGAACCUUUUACAGUGGCUACUUCAUAUCAUAGGGAUUAAACCAUCAUGUCUGAAAGUAACAAUUAUAAAUGAAGGCUGAGGUGGUUCAAUAUUGCAGAUUCUUUCAAUAAGCGAGCUUCAAUUCCACCAACUUAGGAGCACUUCAAAUUUUGAUUUUCUUGAAUGGUACACUUAGUUUAGGCUUGGAGGGUUCGGCUCAACAAGGUUCUUUCUCCUAUUUUUUUGCCUUGAUGUUACAGAAAGCAAUUAUUUGACAGUCACUGAGUUUUUAUUCAGCUAAUUCUUUCACUUUGGGCUAAAUGUAUUGAUUUCUUCUUCCCUUUUGUUCUCUGCCGUCCCCCAUUUUUGGUGGUUGAUUGCUGUCUUCAAUUGUCUUCUUGUACUUGUGACUGGAAAUUUAAACACACUGAAUCAAGGAAUUGCUUACACUUCUUGAUAACUAUGUAUGAAGGAGGAAGUAACUUGUAACUUAAGGCAGAAAGUAAUAGCAUCACACACAGUACAGAUCAAUUCUUUUCCCUAUUAUGUGCUUCUAGUGAGCUGUUUAUAGAAAGUCAUUAUCUUUAUCUGAACCAAAUUAUAGUUAAGCACUAUAAACGAACAUGAUUUGAAGCAGGAGAUUGUUCAUCCCCUGGACGUAUAUGUUCAGGUGUAAUAUUUUUAUUUAGCCUAGUUUUUUUUUCUUCAAUAGCUCAAGACUGUGGGUAGUAAUUGAGACUUGAUUUGCAGUGUACUAUAUCAGUUGCAAUUAGUGAGGGCGAAGGUUUUUCAUCACAACAUUCUGAGUUAAUUACUUUAUAUCACAUUAUAAAUAAAAUAACAAGAGGUUUUAUGUUUUAGCAAACUAAACAGAAGAUUUGCCUUAAUUUACCGAGUUUAUACUGAAUAAAUUGAAUAGGAUUUUAAGGAGGGAACAAUAUGGCUUUGAUUGUUUUUGGAGAAAAUAAUUAAUUUACUCAAAAGUUCUCUCUGAAAGUGUUUGUUUAUAAGCUGUUGGAAAUACAAAAUAAGCCAAGCUUUAACUCAGUUAUUCGCAUUCCAUAUAAUAUAGACAUUCCUUGUUCAUAAAUGUUGAAUACUUGGCAUGCCUUGCAGAUUAGGACACAUGACAACUCAAGACUCAAAUCUGUCAUUUUAGUAUGUGAUGUGUGCCAGUUUGACAUUGCACGAGGCAAGGGCACCUCUGUUUUUGCAGGUUCCAUUCUUUGUGCUGCUUAUUGCUGCAAUGAUGGCGUGGAAGUACAACACCCCACACUGGUGUUAAAGUAUCAUAGUCUAACAAUUGGUUUACUCGUAUUCUUUGUGCUCUCAUUCUUGUGGUUCUAGGAUGUGGAAGGAUGAAGUAACCUGUAACUUAAGGCACAAAUUAGUACCAUCACACAUAGUAGAGGUCAAUUUUUUUCCUCUUUUUGUGCUUCGAGUGAGUUGUUUAAAUAAAAUCAUUAUCUUUAUUUGAACCAAAUUAGAAUUGAGCACUAUAAGUUAACAUGAUUUGAAGCACGGGAUUGUUCUUCCCUUGGACAUGUAUGUUAAAGUAUAUAAUAUUUUUAUUCAGCCUCAUUUUUUUUUCUUGUAUA